Messenger RNA from Phasianus colchicus (ring-necked pheasant), 2778 nucleotides. The record is from RefSeq and is a predicted model, not a curated record. Lineage: Eukaryota; Metazoa; Chordata; Aves; Galliformes; Phasianidae.
CGCCCCCAUCCACCUGAGCGCUGCGGGGGGGGCCGGGGGAGGCGUGCGCUGCUUGCGGCUGCUGCUGCGCUACGGAGGGGACCCCAAUGCCAGGUAACGGCCUUGGGGAGCUCGGCUCCGUUCUGCCGAGUGGGGAGCGGAACCGCCGAGGGGACAGCGGUGACGCCGGUGUGGUGGUAGGGCUGCCGAGGGGCUCACGCCGCUGCACGUCGCUGCCUCCUGGGGGAGCUGCGGGUGCCUGGAGCUGCUGCUGCGGAAUGGGGGGGACCCGGAGCUGCGGGAUCAGGUUAGCGCUUGGGGCGGCGCCUCGGAGCUCUUCGUGCUUGGUGGGAGUGAUACCCAGCGGCGGUGUCCCCUCCCUGCAGGACGGGAAGCGAGCCAUCGACCUGGCGCUGGAGCAGGGCCAUGGGCUGUGCGUGCAGCUCCUGCGGGACUGGAGCCUCCCAGACCCCCAGGGACCCCGGCGCUCACUGUCCUUCUUGUCAGAGGAUUGCACCGCUGUGGAGCUGCUGAACAGCACUCCUGUGACCCAGCUGGAGGAACCUGGGCUGGGGGACAGCUGUGGGUUGGGGGAGCCCCCGUGCUGUGCUCAACCUUCCUUGGGUUCCUCCCUCACCCCAUGGCUCCCAGGGUGUCCAGCUCUGCCCCUGCAGCCCCUGGCAUCCAGCACACUGCUCUGGGCUGGGGGUGAGCAUGAGGAGGUAUCCCUAAAGGGAGCGGGGGUGUGCAGCUCCCUGCAGCCCAGUGCUGGGGCCAGGAGCCCCCCCCAACCCUUGCAUUGCAGCAGAGACUGUGGGGUGUUGGAAGCAGGAACCAGAGGCCGUGACCUCCCUGGGGACAGCAGUGAGGACAGCGAGCAUUUCGUCACUGCAGUGGAGAUGUUGGAGCCCAGCGGGGCUGGGGUGCGCCCAGGAGAAGCCCCCUCCUCAGCAGGACCCUGGGAGCUGCCUGCCCAGAACCCUUCAGCUGCAGAGGAGCUGCCUGUGCUGUUCCAGGGCUGCAGCCUCGAGGGCUCCUCACCCCGCACCCGGGAGCUCCCUUGCAGCCCUGCUGGCAUUGCUGUAGGGGAUGUCACUUCGCAGGGGCUGCAGCCCCCCCAGUUCUGCCACGUCACCCCCCGCACCAAGAGCCGCCUUCAGGCCUCAGCAGUGAGGCUCAAUGCUUCCUCCUCCUCCUCCUCCCUCUUCGAUGCCAGCCUGGAGAAGCCCCGCAGGCCCCCCCGGAUCAGAGCACCCAGAGGUGUCCUCAGGGACCCUGCCAUCACCCCAGGGCACUGUGUUGCCCUCGGCGGUGAUGAUGUGUCUGGUGGGGAUGGGGAAAGCCCAGGGUCCUCAGAUGACACCCAGAUCCUCCCCAGGACCCCCAGCCUGUCCAGCUCCCCCUUGGGGACCAGCAGCUCCAGCCCCACAGUGCUGCUCGCUCCUGGGGAUCACGGCUGUGCCCAGAACCCUCUGUUGGAUGCUGAGGGAUCCCUCAGCCCUACUGUGCUGCUGGGUCCUGGGGACAGUGACAACCUCCAGGAUUCCCCAUCACACGUUCAGAACUCCACUCCUGCCAUUGACCCCAAGGUCCCAGAGCCAAAGAUCCCACCGAUGCCACGCUCACCCACAGACCGCAGUCCCCACCGCCCCGUGGAACCCGAUGGAUGCCCGCCCACUGGGUGGCGCAGUCCCAGCGCUGAGACCACCAGCCCUGGGGACGGGGACCAAGUGCAGUCCCUGCGGAUGCUCUCAGACGAAGCGCUCCUCCGGCGGCUGCGGGAGCUGGGCUACGACCCAGGACCCAUCACAGUGCUCACCCGGCGCGUGUACCUGCGGCGCUUGGAAGAGCUGAGCCGCAGCCCAGCAGGGCACAGCCCUGAGCUGACAGAUGCACUACGCACCGGGCACAUCCCCAACUGCACCGAGGAUGAGCUGAUGUUGGCACAGCAAUUCGACCGCCCCGACCGGAGCCGGCAUUGGCGCGAGGGGCUGCUGAAAGCCAGCUUCAACUACCUCCUGCUCGACCCCAGGACCACGCAGGAGCUCCCAUUGCGCUGCCACCGCCUGAGCCCCGUGGAGUGCUUCAGGACUUUUGUUGAUGCCAUCUUCUAUGUGGGCAAAGGAACACGUGCCAGGCCCUACAGCCACCUCGCCGAGGCUGUGACCCAGCACCGCAUGGGGACGAGAAAGGGCUGUCCCAAAGUGCGGCGCAUCCUGGAGAUCUGGGCAAGUGGGAUGGGUGUCAUCUCUCUGCACUGCUUCCAGAGCAGCGUGCCAGCUGAGGCGUAUACGAGGGAGGGCUGCUUGCUGGAGGCCUUGGGUGAGCAGGGGAUGGGGUUUGGGAGGGCUGGUCCCCCCUCAUGUAUGGCAGCAGGGGGAUGCAGCCUGUCCUGGGGCACAUGGAGAGCUGGGGGUUCCUGGACAGCAACACAAGGUUUGGGUACAAUGCCCCAAACUGAUCUCCUGCGGGGAAAAGAUGGGUUGGAGCAGAUGUUAAUGGGACCCUAUGGGUGCUAAUGGGGACUUUGUCACUAAAGGGAUGUAGGUGCUAAGGAGGAAAUCACAGCGCUAAAGGGGAUCCCAACCUCAUGGGGCUGCGGGUGCUAAUGGGGACGUUACAGCAAUGUGGGUGCUAACGGGGACCCCGUGGGUGCUCACGGUAAACACGGUGCGGGAGCUCUGGGUGCUGACCUUGACCCCACAGGGCUGCGUGCCGUCACCAACCAGCGGAAGGGGAACUGCUAUGGGGUGGCAGCCAGCUGGUCCCCAGCACGGCGCCGGCGCCUGGGCGUCCACA